Caenorhabditis auriculariae is the source of this 9701-nucleotide messenger RNA. The record is from the annotation of a GenBank genome assembly. NCBI's taxonomy places the organism in Eukaryota, Metazoa, Nematoda, Chromadorea, Rhabditida, Rhabditidae.
AUGUUGAUCCACUUGCUGGUCGGUUUUUUCCCUAGGUUUUUCAUUUUUUUUCAAAUUUUUAUUUGAAGCUCUUGUCGGCCGUCGCGAGCGCAGUAGCUGCCUUAGUAAGGAUCUAAUUUUGGCAGGGCAAAAAAAAAAGGAAAAAUGUAAAAAUUAAGACCUGUCCUACGGAUGGAAUUUGGAGCGAGUGGUUUCCAGUGGGCAGGUGCACAGCUAACUGCGGAUCUUACGGUACUAUUACCUACCGUAGGCGCUGUCUCACCGAAGAUAAAGGCUGUCCAUGCACGUAUGUUAUGCUCAUAUUCAUUCAGAAAAUAAAAAAAAGCUCUAAAAAACGGAUUGAGAAUAACUAGACGCGGCUGGGAAAACAAUGUACUUCGUUAUUUUUGAAGUUAUUGCAGAAGCAAAAAGUAAAUGAGUUCAGAAUGGCGCUUUUUUUGCGGUUGCGUAGCGGCGUUUUACAAGAGGUUAUCACACAUUGGAACUUUUAUAAAUGUUUAAAAUAUCUUUUGUCCACUCGUUGACUUUUCUAUACAUAAUAAUUUCUCACAGUAGCUACACCUCGUAAGAGUUCUAUAAAAUGAUUGAACAUAAUUUAUUGAGGCCAAGGUUAUCCACUAAAAGCUAAAAAACACGACCAAGCCUGGACCGUUUUGACGUCGGUUGAUUCGUCAGAAAAGUUACCGAAAAGCGCUUUUGAUCAAAACUUUCUUGUAUGGAGUUCAAUCUUCCUGAAACUUCCUGCAAAUGUGAAGACUGUUAUUUUUAAAACUCUGUUGAAGUUUGAGUUCACAGAAAAUAAAACGCAUCUUCAGAAAGUUUCAGUAAGAUUUAUCUCCAUACUGGGAAGUUGCGACCUCUCGUAUCUUUUCUGACGGUACUGUAAGUAAACUAAAGCGUGGGUGCAUCUUCCGAAAAAAUAUUUGUUUUGAAACAUCCUCUCAUACUCAAAUCAAAAAAGAGACCUUGCAGCGGCGUUUGCGUGAUGAAGAACCGUUGCAACACGCAGCCAUGCGCCAGCGAAGACCAAAACUUGGCGCGUCAGCCGUGCUUCGACAACGGCUGUGAUCCCGAGUUUCCACUGCUCGUCGAUGGAAAGUGCGGACCUCAGAGAGACUGUGAGCUCAGCUGGCCGACGCCGCUUUGCGAGCCGGACCGCUGCGACUUUGGUGCUUAUCUUUGAAUACGUUGAUGAAGGAUAUAUCUUAAUUCAGACAACCUCUGGAACCCGUGGCAGGCUUGGAGCGCUUGCUCGAGCGAUUGUGGUCAAUGCGGGACUCAGACUCGUACUAGAACUUGCGCUGGAGAGCCUCACGGUUGCACUUGGUUGGUGGUUUUCUUGAAAAUGAGUAAAAAUAUUUUUUUCGAUGGCUAGUUCAUAAUCUGGGCUGGAGCGCGCGAAAUAAAAAAAUUGGAAAAUGUCUUUAAAUUGGCAGCCUUUUUGAGGGUGCAGUUCGUACACCCCGGGAUUGAGUCCAGCCCAAGUAUGGGCUGGUUCAAUCAACUUAAGGCUUUGAGAGCCUUAGAACUCCAAAAAAUCAUAAAGAACCCUCGGUUCCAGUACUGGAAAAACGAGAGAACAGCGAGUUUGCGGAAAAGCGGUCUGUGAAGACCGUCCCUGCUGCGUCGGCGUCGAAGUCGAACGCAGCGGACAGCGUGUCUGUGAAGGAACUCAAAUACGGUAAUUUGAAAAUCAUUUACGCUUGCCACAAAGUAACUACUUCAGGACAAGCAAUGUGCGUUAACCCCUCACCGACAUUUGAGCAGAAGUCAAUUAAUAUUCUCACGUCUGGAUAAAUUUUUUGUUCGAUUUUCAGAUUUUUGAUUUGUUGAGAAUUCGGUCUUCAGUGUAUACUGCAAAGAAGAACUGUUUUCCACAGACUGAUUAAUUAAAAAAAAAAGAAGAGGCCAAUCGCAUCGAAAUCGGCUAAAAAAACUUUUGGGAAUCAGGACAAAACCACGUUGUUAAAAGUAAAGUUUCGAAAUUCAAGGUUAUCUCUGAGUUUAGUUAUUGUUUUUGUAAGAAUACUUUCAUGGUCCUAAAUAUUUCAAGAGCAAGAAAAAUUUGCAAAACAGGAAAUAAUUGAUGAUAUAAGAUAAUUUGGCAGUUAACCGGGGAGUCCCGUGAUCGACUACUGAAGGAGAGCUAAACUCGUUAGUUAAAUUUUAAUUUUUCAGUCUUUGAAGUUUGUAAACCUUAUUCUAUAUGAUUGAAAAAAUAAUAUAAAAUGACAUUUGAGCCAAAUGUACUUACCAAUCCGUUUACUUUGUUCUUUCUGCCAUUUUUUGCAACAAACUAUAAAAAUAACUUCUUUUUUCCCACAUCUCCUGGGAGUUUUUUCUAUCAAGAUGUAGAUUCAAUUGUAAAUGACAACAUUUUUCGAGCUACAUUUUUCAGAGGUUUCAAUCAGUUUUGGGCGCCGUUUAAUCAAAUUUUCAAUUUAUUCACUAACUGAAUCGAAAAACAUAUACCGAUGAUGUUUGUCUUAACAUUUUUUAAUGCUCAGUUUCGAGAAAAAGGUCGUCUGAAUCAAAUAAGAUUUUCUUAUGUCAAAGUUCUGUCUUUUAACUUCAACUUUUACUUUGAAACUUGUUCGGCGAUGAUUUUUGUUUGAAUGACUAUUGUUUUUUUUUUUUAAACUUUGGAUUUGCCUAUAUUUUGCCUUUCAGAUAGUCACAAUAUCAACUGGUAUGGCUCCAGGUUCAAACUUUUCCUUUGACGACCUUGUUAACCAAAUUGAGAAUGAUACCGGAAGUGUGGAGAACAAGGUCAUAGGAAUAGUCAUUUUUGUGGUGGGUCUCAUGCUUCAAUUUACCUCUUUUCAAGGUGAAAAUGUACUUUGUGUGAAUUUCUGGAAAUGUUUAAAGCUUGAUUAUCGAACUAGAAUGACUAUAGAUUCAAGUCUAGUGAAAAAUAUCCAAAGGCUAUUUUUUUCUCGAAAAUCAUUCUUAAAACGUCGAAACCUAAAGUAGCCACCAAAAUUUUUCCCAGUAAUCAACUUCUCACGAUACAAACUGUCCUAUACAAGGAAAAGAGGGUAAUGUAAGGAAAGUGGAUAAUAUACGCUGAGUAAGGUAGAACACUUGAACUACCGGUAAUCAAAAAAACAGUUUCUAAUAUCUCUUGCCUAAAUUUUCUCAAGCUCCAGGUCGCUCUCAUCGGCUUCAUUCUGGCCGUCACAUCAACGUACCUGGUUUUCCGGGUUCAGUCGUUCCGGAAUCCAUUUGGCUACUUGUGCGCCUCGCACAUGAUCGCCGACGCCGGAGUUUUGCUGAUUUUCUGCGUCUGGUGUGCUCCGGCGGUCGUUUUGUUCGUUUUUGUUGGUUUACUGUAAUGAGAUUGCUAGUGAGUCGUGUUCUACGGAUGAAUCAGAAAAUGGAAAUUUUAUCUCGGACGUUGGUAACGCAAAACGGACAUGCUCCGGGGGUGUCUGGACAAUUCUAGGGAUCACUUAAGAGUGCUAACGCUACUAAAAUGCUCAGAAACGCACGGAGCAAGUCCGUUUCGCGUUACCAAUUUCCGAGAUGUAGGAUUUAACAAGGCAAACCAAUUCCUGGAGAAAUUAAUUUAGAGUUUUCAGUCAGAUAGCCCCAGAGAGCUUUAGUUCCAUUGUUCCAAACGGGACAAUGAAAAUUGAUUUUUGAAGUCUUGCAUAUUAUAGUCUGUGUGCCACAACUUGAAAUUUCACGGAACGACAUUCCGCUGUUCCGCUGCGUGCGCUCGUGAAGCGUCUUUCGAAUCUAGGUCACGUUUUCAAUUGAUUGUUAUUUCUGUGGGAGCACAUGAAAGUAGAGUACCUUAAUAAAAGAAAAAAAAAAUUAAAAGCGCGACCAAGGUUCGCAACGGCGCGCAGCCGCACAGCGGAAUGUCGUUUGGAGAAGUUCCAAGUCGUGGUACACAGACUAUAUCCACCAACUUUUUUUUUAAAAGUUGGUACAUAAUAUUCAAGGUGACUACUUGGAAACAUCUCUUAGGGAAUCUGUAAGGGAAUUUUCAAGUGACCACUGGAAUAUCAGUCUUUUCUUAGGUCUUCCAAGAAAUCGUUUCAAUAUUUUCUGAUGACUUUAUGGAACAGAAAAAAACAAAAAGCAUCAUUUCGAAAUUUCAUAUAAAAGUGAAUUCUCCAGUGGCUGGGACUCUUCCGGAAAUCUUCUCGACCGCAAAUUGGGCCAUCUUUCUCUAUUUUUCUGGUUCGCCACUCUUUAUGCUCAAAUCGGUAUUGCAGCCAAUCGGUUUUUAGCCAUCAAUUCUCCUGGAUCUUAUCGGAGGUUCAUUAUUGAUUUUGGAAAUAAAACUGGAAUUUCUUCAGAAUAUUCUCGAAAAAUGGGACGUUUUGGAUCAUAUCACUAAUGUGGAUGCUCCCUGGCUUUCACAGCAUUAUUUACUUUUUCGGUAAUUAUUAUUCUUGCGGUCUUUUUUGAAAGAUUCUUCAGAUGGCUGUGAUUUCACUUUUGAUUCUUCGAAGUACUACUGGAGUUUCGCCGACACGGAAUGCGGCGCUUUUAUUUCGUUCUAUUUGGAUUUUUUGUAUGGAAUGAUUGUUUGUAUCGUUGUAUUGAUCUUGGACAUUGCCACGAUUACGAAGCUUCAUCUUACUGAUUCGGUGAGGACUUCUACAGAUUCUGGGGCUUUCAGAGCUGCAAUAAACUUCUCAAAAACGUUUUUUUCUUUAAAUUUCUCAGAAACUGUUCGAUGAUCGUCGAACGAAUUCCCUAAGCCGUAUGGAACACAAGAAAAGAGCCGAACGAGAUUUCAAAUUUUUCCUACAGGUGUGAGUUUUAUGAUUUGGAAAAAGUGAGUACUGUUAGGAAUUUCGGGAAAUAAUCAAGUUUGUUUAUUGGCCUUAUAUGAACUCAAGGAACUACUCUAGGAAAAAUCUCUUUUUUUAUUCCAUGGUUUUUCACGAAAAAAAGCAAAUCAAACUAUGAAACUGUUGGGGCGCGUCGUAGCGCAACAGGUUGUGUGCCUGUCUACGGUCCACAGGGUCACAAGUUCGAUCCCCGCCCCGACCCAACCAAGGGGUUUAAGAAAUGUUGGUAGUGGGAAACCACGACUUCAUAAUCCCCAGCCGUCACACACAAGGACGGAUAUGUCACUGGAGCCAGUCCACUGAUUAUCACUGAUUAGGAUAGGACCUCGGCUAAUCGACUUGGGGCGCCGACACCGCUCAAGCGGUACAAAGGCGUAGGAAGAAGAAGAAGAAGAAACUAUGAAACUGUUCAGAUUAGGAAUCGAUGAAAUCACUUAACUUUUCAUCUGUAGCAGAUCGGAACUUUUUAUCCCAUCCAGCAGGUCCAAUGAGCUGUAGAACCAAAAAAAAAAUUUUUUUAAGAUGAAAUUGAAGGUUAGACUUCAGGAUGAGCUCACUAGAGCCCUUGAAGAGCUUCCCAAAACUUUUAAAAGAUGAAGAACGAAUAAAAAACUUUAAAUCAAAGCUGUCUGAGUGAUUUUGAAGUUCUCAGGCUAUUUUCAAGAAUAAAAUGAACUCUCUCAAACUCCUAAAACUGCUUGAAGGCCUGCCUAACCGCCUUUGUCUUCACGUCUAUGCUCAUCUCCUUCCACGUCGUCAGCCGUUUCACCGUCAGUACUCUUGAAGCCUUUUUCGCCACGACUUUUGUCUGGCUCCUGGCUCAUACUUUGGAUGGGUUAGAAAGAUUUUAGCGACAAAAAUGUGACUGAAAUUCUUUCAGAGUUAUUCUGUUCGCCUUCAACAGCGAAUACCGUAGGGUGGUCCGAAGGCCCGGACUACUGUGUAGCGGCGUUUUGGUUUCGUCAGUGACGACUAUUCGAGUUAAUGGAGGGGUGAGUAAGAUUUUAAUGAAAAAGAAGGUAGUUUCGAGAAAAAAAAGUGAAAAAACUUCCUAAAAGAUGUUAGAAUGAAAACACGGCAAAGUCCAAAAGGUCUCGAAAAGGGCUUUUGGAAAAAAGGCUUUAAAAGGUCUCAAAAGCGCUUUUUUUCUCUAGAUCUUUUUCUGAAAAGGACCUUUCAAGGAGGUGAAAAAAAUAAGGCGGAAAAAGGCGGAACCUUGUUAGGAACUCAAAAAGGAGCUUUAGACUCUUCUUUUUAAGGCUUUCAUGAGUUCGUUUGCAAUUCGCCUGUGAAAAGAAGCCGCUCUCAUUCUAAAUCGAUCAGCAAAAUGAAAAAAAAAACAUUCAAAAAGCCCCUUUACCUAUUUUUUCAAGAGAAACUAUCGAUUAGAGUUGUUCGAGUCUCGAUUUAUCAAGAUAGGUCUUUGAAAAUUUCUCUAGUCGUCUCGAAAACUCGAAAAAGGCUUUUCGAAAUUUGUUUCAAAAGUUCUACUCGUCUCGAUUUCAAAAAUCGCAUCUCGAACAACUCAGCUUCCAAGUAACCCCUUAAGAGUUAUUUGAAAAAUGGCAGCACUACUCACUCAAAAAGGAACUAUUCUCAAUUUCCCUUGAACUUAAUUUAAAAAUCUGCGUGAGAUUCAAGUGGCCACUUAAAAGUAAUUUAAAAACAUUUUCUUAAAGAUCACUCCAUGGGCUUCAAAAAUAGGAUUUUCCGUCAAAACCAUAUUUUUUCAGCCGCAGACCGUCAGCAAUGUCUCCACAAGCCGUACCAUUCUUCGAUAAUUUUAUUUCCUCAGCAUUAUAUUUAAAUAAACUUUUCAUUAACUUUUAUCUUGUUCUCCUGGGAAAAAAGGAACGGAAGUUCUUGAAAACUGAAAAACAAAAAGAUGAAGAUUCGUAGUUGUUUUUUUGUAUCUCCUUCCUCGGAAUAUAUAUUUAGGAACGUCAAAAAAAGAUUUUUCCUCGAAAAAAUGAGCAAUUUUGUAGUUCAACGUCUAUUUCGACAGCUGCUUUACCUCAGCCGAUGUGGGCGAAAAUAUUGAAGUUACAGGUAAUUCGAUUGUUGUUUCUUAGCUCAUUUGGGGUAUAUAUAUAUUCAAGAAUAGAUGGGAAAUCAGUUCACAUGUCUUCAAUGUCUCCUGAAUAUCAUUUUUACUUUAAAUAAACUCGCCCAAGUCCCCCUGACCUUUAUCAGAACGAACCAAGCGUAAUUGGCGCCCUCAUAACAAAAUAUUUUCCUCUUUUCCAUCUAAUAAGCUUCCCUAAGAUCACAAUACUUGAACUUAUUUGGUACUCCGUUAUAAUAAUUAUUAUCGAGGGUAUAAAAGAAGCUUCUUCUCGUUCUUUGAAGAUUUUUCAAAGUUUUUCCUUUAGAAAUGGAAGAAAGUUGGGCUGAAUGGAUCAACCAGCGAAUGGUCGCUUUCUACAUCAUUAUCUUUAAUAUUGUCGGAAAUUUCGGCAAUUUUCACGUCAUCUACUUGACUAUGACCAGGAAGGAGCUUCAGGGGAAGUCAGGUGAGAUUCAAGUGAAAAAAUUGCAACCUGUAUAAAUUUUUCACAUUUUUCAUAGUUCCAAAAUUAUCUUUUCUUUAGUAGUUUUGACAGAAAAUGCCGAGAAAAAAACCCGUUAAAAGUUGAUCGAAAUCGAAGCUUGGGAGAAAAAUCUUGCUGAAUGACCUGCGGAUCUAGAAGUUUCAAGUUAUCCUUAAAGCGCAAUUUUCUGAUCCGUCGCGGCUAUUUACUCCUCAAGUUCAUUUUGACUUUUCUUCUUCUUCUUUUCCGAGAAAAAAACUUGCGCUCACCAAUGAAAACUCUCAAAAAUCCGUUCACGCGUCAUUAGCGCAUCAAGAAAGAUUGGAAAUGUAAAAAUGUUUUUUGUCCUUGGAGAGCAAAUUUUGAAUUUUUCCGACCUUGUCCGGCUAUAGUUUAGAGAAUGAUCAUCUCCAGUUCAUAAAUCAAGCUGUUUCCAGGCUACCUCCAAGUGGCCAACUCUUGCUACCACGCCACCUGUCUCAUCUACGAGUUAUACAACGCUUACCUACUGAUAUUUGGGAUCCGUCUGAAACGCAGCGAGUGUUUCCAUGUCCUAUUCGGCUACGUGGCCUUCCUCAGCAUCCAGACGUGGGGGAUGCUCACAAUGAUGCUCGACAUUCUCUUCCUCAUCUUACUGCCUAUGAGGUUGGCUUUAUUUUUUCCCUUUUUUUCAUUCCAUCUUCAAAAAUUCCUCAUUUUUUCGAAGAAAAAAAAUGGCAAAAGUAAAUUACGCAAAAAAGGAUUCGAACCUGCAUCAUAGGUUCCAUAGCGCUAGACCGCUAGCCACUACACUACGCCGCCUGCUGGCAGCUAGAGUUAGCCGCCGCAAGACAUUCCCUCCUCCCUUCCAAUGCAUUUUUUGCGUGCAAACUUUGAGGCGCCUUAACCCGACUGGAAUCAAAGGGGCGCACUUUUUUUCAACUUCUUUGAAUUCAGGAUGUCCGAAAGUACCAAUAUACCAAGUCUCAUUAAAUUCCAAUACCUCGACCUUUUGCACUUCCCGUGUUAGGGGCACUCGAAGGUUUCCCUCUAGUGACCGCCUUACCUCCCCUACAGGGACUCUAAACCUUGUAAAAGUAGCCACUUUAGGGAGACCUACUGGUGGUCCUUAUACGUCUUCUGAACUCUCAAAACACGAAAAAGAAUGAAAUACAUCUAUAGAGACCAUUUAAGUUUUAGAAGGUUAGGGGUCAGUCUAAAUCCCUAGAGGAGCCUUUUUUCAAUUUUACCCCUCUAGGUUCUCUAACCACUCUUGCGUCCCUGAAUAGGGCCAAAAAAGUAAAACAUUAACAACUAAAAUUGUAUCUUUAGAUACCGAACCGCUCAAACGGGUCCCUACCUGGCUUGUAUGAUCAUCCCGGGCCUUUUGUACGGAGCUUUCUACGCCGUCUGGGGCUGGCUGACGCAGGACGACGAGAUCGUCUUUUUCUGCAAUCCGCCAGUUUGUAAGUCUCAAUUUGAAAACUUGAACUGGGGAGUUUAGCGAUGGUGCCGGACGUGAUGCAUAUGUGGGUGACGACGAACUUCACGAUCAAUUCGGUUGUUCUGGGUCUGCUGGUCUUCCUGAUGGUCCUCAUGCAAGUGAGAGGUGAGCUGAGAAUCGACUUCUGUUGGGUUUCAAAAGUUCAAAAGUUGUAAGUUCCUUUAGGUGUUCGACGUUUUAGGGGCCACUUAAGUGACUCAAAUUUAGUGGCAUAUUUAAGAGUCCAAGUGGUACUACUAGACCUCUAAAAACUACUGUAGGGGCCACUAAGAGGCAAGCUAGGGGCUUCUAUAGAGGUGGUUUUAGUGGCCACUUUAGUGUCCUCUCAAAAUGGUCUUUGCUGAGCUUCUUAAGAAUCCACUAGAAUUUUUCGCCAGUAAAUAAAUUGUUCAAGGCGGUCUCAUAAAUUUUAAUAAAAUUUCGGUUCAUUGUGCUAAACGGUCCUGUACGAAGCUAAACUCUUAUUUUUUAGGGAAAGGCCGUUCUGAAACUCAAAAAGUGGUUCGUCGCCUAAAAGUCAUCACGACAAUUUUCGUUUUCUCCUGGUACUCGGCCUGCCUGGGACAUACCAUCAUCAACAGUAUUUUUGAUGGAGAGAGCAAACUUUCAAUGUUUCUGACUAGUAACAUGGUUAGGAUUAUUCAAACUUUUGAAUUGACCUGAAAUCUUCAGAUCUUCUUCGUGUUGAUCAUCUACAGCCAGGCGUUCUACGUCAUCAUGUGGAGGUCCAAGGAGUAUCGGAAAGCGUUCACGGCGAUGUACGCCCAGUUCGCCGUCUGCCGCAAAGUGUUCGGGAUCGAACUACCGAGCAAAAUUGUUGUCACCAGCAGUGUCGGAAGGAGUGCUGGAAGGACUGGCCCUUCCGAAAUUCGAUAA